This is a messenger RNA of Saitoella complicata NRRL Y-17804, 1158 nucleotides long. RefSeq lists its product as uncharacterized. NCBI's taxonomy places the organism in Eukaryota, Fungi, Ascomycota, Saitoellomycetes, Saitoellales, Saitoellaceae. The record is from RefSeq and is a predicted model, not a curated record. Bases 1 to 1158 code for a protein of 385 amino acids. The transcript has 5 exons.
AUGGCCAAAAGCAAGCGCGAAAAGAGCCUCAAGAAGAGGGACAUCUCCCGUCGCAGCAUCGGUAUUCUUCCCCCCGCUUCGCGCCUACGCAAGUAUGGGUGGCAUGACUUGGAUCCUAGCACUGGGGGACUCGAAGAUCCCGUCAGCAAAAAGGCUGAUCACGACAAGCGCAAAAAAAUCCAGCGGGACUUCCGACGUGACACCAAUCGCAAAUUCCGUGAGGGCUACAACGAUAAUUUGGGGAUCUUCUUGGCUGGCAAGAUUCCAACCGAAAACAGAGUGAAGGCUGCAAACUCCCCAGCUCGCACCGAUUGCGAAGAUGACCCGAUGAGCGACUCGACGCGCGUGGGGGUGCCGUUGCCUGCAAAGACUCUGAAGAUGAGAGAAAAGAUUUCCAAGAAGCGGAUUCGUAGGGCUGAGCUUGCGAAGUGGAAGAAGAAGCACAAGAAGGUUCUGGAGGGAAAGACGAGGUUUGAGAAGAUACCGAUCGAAGGAUAUCCAGGAAAGUAUCGGAUCCACACCAGACCGGAAGACCCUUUGUCCAAGACGUCUGCUUGCGAACCGCGUCGUAUUCUCGGUGCCUUCACCGGGAACCAUUUGUUGGAAACAAAGCAAAAUCAGAGCGAAGUUGUCCAUUCAGAUGGCCACGAACAGGGCGGGAAGGAUCAGCGAUGCUCCAUGGCUUCCUUAUCGGUGCACAACGCCUACAACGCAAAGUCAGGCACCUGUUGGAAGGACGUCCUGACUAGUGCCGGGCUCUUUUCGCCUGCCGCGCUGCGAACCUCCGCUCUCCCCAACGAUCCUUCGCCUCCCUCCGAACAUCCUGGGUUCAUCGUGGAAGUGUUGGACGUCGUCGGCAGUGGACAGGGAUGUCGGGCGUCACUCGCGGCAGCUGUACAGCGGUGGGGUAACGGUUGUCGGUGCACUAUCGCCGGUGCUCGAGCCUCGACGCUGCCUACGAGACAAUACUUGCUGACCUUGCCUCACGACGGCUUCACGCGCUUUGACGGCGGAUCUGGUUGCCAGGAUGUUCCCGUUGGCUGCUCCUAUCUCGACCGUUAUUGGGCUUUGUCUGCCAAGCGCUCUCUGAGCGAAAUUGAUCUUGCGCGGGCCGUGGCAUCGUCUGGCAGGAAGACACGACACAGUAAGCUUCUUUAA